This is a messenger RNA of Durio zibethinus, 1431 nucleotides long. NCBI's taxonomy places the organism in Eukaryota, Viridiplantae, Streptophyta, Magnoliopsida, Malvales, Malvaceae. The record is from RefSeq and is a predicted model, not a curated record.
AUGAAACAUUCCGUGCUUACAAAGCUUAAAAAUCCUAGCGGUUGCUUCAUAAAAGCAUCCUUGUGGAAUCUAUUACAUGCAGAUGAUCUGAUAAAGAAAUUUGAAGCAACUGUAGCAGCAAAUAAGCAGCCUGCAGAGAGUUUGAACUCUAAAAUGGGACAAGUUCAGCUUGAGUUAAGAUCAAAAGAGGAUGAGAUAAAAUGUUUGCUAACAACUCAGGAGAACUUGGAGAAACAGAAAAGUGAUCUUCUAUUGAGCAAUAAUGAAUUUGCUAAAAAGCUAUCAAUAUCUCCCGAGGAGAUCAUUUUGAAGUUAGUUCAACAGGAGAGAGAUCUUGCUGCUAAGCAUGCUAAAAAGAAGUAUGAACAACUCCAUGAUAAAUUGGAAAGGUAUGCAUUACAAUUGGUUAACCAGAAGUUAAAUAGUAAGAUCAUCGACCUUCAGAAAGCCCAAGAGUCUGUUAUGGCCCAGCUUUCAGAAGAAUGCCAUUUAGCCGGAGAGAGAAUCCGGAAGUUGGAAUCAGAAGCAGAAAGUCUGGUCCUAAAGAAGAUUGAAACAGAAAAGUUGGUUUCAAAACUGGGGGAGAAGAUUGACACGCUGUCUGAAAGUUCAAGAUCAUAUGAGAAUAAAAUGCAAGAUCUAUCGCUGAAAAUUUCAGCAUUGGAAAUGGAGAACAAAGAUAAUGCAGAGAAAAUGCAAGUAGAGAUACUGGGAAAAACAGAAGAAAUUGCUAAUUUGGAAAGGGAGUGUGAGAAACAUGCGGAGCAGGUAGAUUCUUUGGAGAAACAAGUUGGUCAUCUGCAGUUCAUGUUAAAGGAAAAAGAACAGCUUAUCCUGCAAUAUAAAGAUAGAGGUAAGAAGCUGGAGGUUCAAAUUUCAGAGCUGCUGAAAGAAAACUUGUGGAAGCGAGGAAGCAAUGAUGUGAUGCUAGAAAGUAAGCAGCUAGAGUUAUCUAGACAUUUGAAAGAGAUAUCUCAGAGGAAUGAUCAGAUCAAGAAGAGAGAUUCUGGCAUCGGGAGAAGAACUCAAGAUGCCUGGUGGGGCCAGAGAAUGAAGAGAAGGAAUCACCAUUCCAGGUGUAACACAAACACCAGUGUCAAAAUGUUGAAGAAAGUAGAAAAUACCAACACAGGAAGUGUAAUGAGCAUUUCUAAGCAUAAUAAGAAGGUAACUCACCAUGAAUAUGAAGUUGAAACUACAAAUGGAGAACAGUUACAAACGAAGAAAAAUGAAAAACAACUCAUGCUGACUUCCCUUGUCUCACCUUACAUCAGGAUCCAGAAACAUAAGAAGGUGCGGACACCAAGAGCCAAUACCCCAGAAUUUGGUCAGGGAACUAAGGGAAGUCAUCCAAAUGCUUCAAACAUUGGUGAUUUGUUUUCAGAAGGUUCUCUAAAUCCCCAUGUCGAUGACCCAUACGCAUUUGAUUAA